AUGACGAGGCUCGGUCCGUUGACGUCGCAGGCGCUGGGCCGCUCCCCUUACGACAUCCUCGUGCUGGGCGAUGGCGAGGCCAACCCGCGCGAACCGCCGCAAGACUACGAUGAGCGUGGCCGGCCUGUCAAUGCAGAGACGAAGCGUAUCAACCGCAACAUUGUCCGGUCACACAAUGAGGUCAUGCAUGUGAUCGGCGUUGCCGAGCCGGACAGCCUUAUCACGGCCGAGUCCGAAUCGGACAACCAGCUGAUCCAGCAGCACCUUGAGGACAUGCUGGGCCGCAAGCUCUGGGACCCGGCUCGGGUGAUCGGCGCCCUGGGUGUUUGGGGUGCCGAGCCGCUGCGGCAGCGGGCGUUGGACUACGGUCUUCACCCCCUCUUCGAUGUUCUAUCCAGCGGCGUCCUGGCUAGCGUCGUGGAUCGUUUCCUGCGGCAUGCCUCCCUAGAGCGCAAAAGCAUCCGCGAGAACCUCUGGUCACGACUCGCCAUCAUACCUGCAUUCCCUUGGCUUCCGGGACCGCUCUAUUUCGUUCCCUUCUCCAGUGCUUCGCCCAUUGUCCGUCCGCCGAUGCUUCCGACGUCGUACUCUUUCGGCGGCGUGGCGGAGUGGGUGGGACAGGUUCUGCUCUGCGUUGCACCCAUUGCCGCGUUUUACGGCUACACAGAACUCCGGGAGCAACUCUCACACCACCUCAACUACGCUAUCUAUGACACCCUGAAUACGCCUUCCAACCCGCCCCUGCAGCGGGCCGUGUCCGAAUUUAACCCGUAUACCGGCGAGCGCCGGUUGGCAGGGCUUCCUAAUGUCGAGGUGCUGCCUCCACGGCCACCCGUGCCUCCACCUCCACCGCCACAACAGCAAACGCAAACCCGGACACGACCUGCUGUCCCGCCGCCGCCGGCCGACAGCCAGCGUCUCUUGAGUGAAGGGGAACAUAACGACAGCAACCGACGGAACGCCAUUGAUGGUGGCCAGGAUGCGGUGGCUGUUGAUGAACGUGCAAACGAGAGAGCCGGCGAGGCGUCGGGUUCGUCUGAAACGACUCCGACCCAACAGCAGCACCGCACCUCGACGACGCCUCCGCCAGGCUCGCCGACAAACGCACCUCGUCGGCGGGAUACCGUGUCCAGUGGCGGGGGCGGUGAUGGUUACAUUAGCGAAGAGGAGGAGUUUGAGCUGAGCGCGACAUUGGUCAGUUUCGAUGUGGAGGCUGGGUCGGCGGGCGACGCACCACCCAAUGCGUGGUCCGCCGAGCUCCGCCAGAGCGCCACGGUGAGCAUAGGUUACGAGGGCGACGGCUAUGGCCCCUUCGGUGGCAGCCCUUCACUCGGCACCUACCUCCGGGGUGUCUACUACCCAGGCGUUAACGCGCCGUUCAAUUCGGAUACGAUGUUGUCGAGGCUCCCGGCCGCCAUCUUGUCCGAUAACGCUGCGUCACUUGCCGCCAAGCUGCUGCUUGUCGACUGUGAGGCAGCCGUCGUGCGCCUCAUGGCCCGUGGCUACCGCUUGCAGCACGGCCAACCGGUGGACGACCUGUACGACCUCGGCACUGUGCCGUUUCCCUUUGUGCCGGGCGGGACGUUCUCGCUGAGCGCGGCAAACCACUACGCCAUGGCUAUCGUACUGGAGGCCGCUGUCAAGUCUGUCGGAGUCCUGGCUGCACUGGGCAUCUCGUGGCUCUAUAGGGGUAGCCAGCAAGGCUGGAGCUUCAUGCGUGUGGUGCGGGAGAAGCUGAAAUUGUAUGGUGCACAGAAGCGCGAAAGCGAUCCUAUUGACGUCGUUUAG
Messenger RNA from Sporothrix brasiliensis 5110, 1788 nucleotides. RefSeq lists its product as uncharacterized. The transcript is spliced from 4 exons. Bases 1 to 1788 code for a protein of 595 amino acids. The record is from RefSeq and is a predicted model, not a curated record. NCBI's taxonomy places the organism in Eukaryota, Fungi, Ascomycota, Sordariomycetes, Ophiostomatales, Ophiostomataceae.